This is a messenger RNA of Pyricularia pennisetigena, 1026 nucleotides long. RefSeq lists its product as uncharacterized. The coding region runs from base 1 to 1026 and encodes 341 amino acids. Lineage: Eukaryota; Fungi; Ascomycota; Sordariomycetes; Magnaporthales; Pyriculariaceae. The transcript has 5 exons. The record is from RefSeq and is a predicted model, not a curated record.
AUGGACUUCAUCUUCCCCGUCGAAACCGGCCCGCAAAAGGCCUUUAUCGCACUGGCAGUGGCUUUCACAGUCGUCGCCACGAUAUCACUUGCGCUGCGGCUCAUGGCCCGCCGGAUCAACCAGAGGGUGCUGGGCUUGGAUGACUACUUGGUGCUGUCGUCAUGGGUGCUUCUCCUUGGGUAUCAGGGGAUCAAUAUCUCUGCCGUCGUGUACGGCGGGCUGGGCUUUCAUGUCAAGGAAAUUGAAAGCAGAUUUGGCAUCGUACCUGGUGAGGCAAGGUUCAUGAAGUACUUCCUUGCCAUGUCGAUCGUCUGGUGCUGCAACCUCGCUCUCACCAAGGUCGCCAUCCUGGCGCUCUACUGCAAGAUCUUUACCAUGCGUCCAUUCAUUAUUGCGGCUCGUUGCGCCACUGCUCUGGUCAUCUCCUGCACGACCAUCAUGGCCAUUGGAUCUUUGACCAUCUGCCGCCCCCUCGACUUCUUUUGGGACAAGACCGUCGCCAACGGCUACUGCGGUGACAUCUCGGCGCUGUGGAUCACGACGGCCUCCAUCAGCCUGACGACCGACUUUAUCGUGCUCCUCCUGCCCAUGCCGCACCUGUGGACGCUGGAGAUCAAGCGGUCGCUCAAGCUCGCCCUUUUCGGCGCUUUUAGCUUGGGAGUUGUCACCUGCGUGAUCGGCGCCGUCCGCCUCUACAUGCUCAUCAACUACGACCCGUCCGACCCGACCUACAACGCGCUGCCCAUGAUGCUGCUGGGCUUCAUCGAGCCGGCCAUGGGCAUCACGCUGGGCUGCGUGCCCGUCCUGCGCCCGCUCCUGGACCGCCGCAACUCGCACGAGCGCGUCCGCACCUCCAAGCUCAUCCCGCUCUCGUCCUACGCCGCCUCCACCGCCGGCGUCCAGUCCCGCGCCAGCAGGUACCACCAGACCAUCAGCGGCUCCGAGCCGCAGCCGACCGGCAUCACCGUCGAGAAGUCGUGGGACGUCUACAACUCUGCGCCGACGCCGACCAAGGAGACGUACUGA